AUUAAACUCCAGAUUAUUUGACUUUUUUCUGACUGAUUCCUAUUUCGGGUAAUGAAAAUUGAAAAAACGUGAAUUAUUUUUAAGUUAAAGAAAGUUUAAUAAAAAUUAAUUCAAAAUUAAAAGGAAAAUGAGUGUGUUGGAACAUGAAGCUCAAAGGCUGAGCCAAAUGGAACAUGAGAUCCGGCAAAUUAAAGAACAAAUUGAAAAUGUUGGGAAUGCAACAGACCUAGGAAGUUAUGAUGAAGAAUUAGCGAAACUUGAAACUAACAACAUGAAAUUAAAACAUCGCCUAAGCAUUUUAAAUAAGGCAAUUGAAAAAGAGCGAGGAAAUUCAUCAACUUCUAACAAAUUGAACUCUAUAACAGAAAUGAUAUCCAUUACAGAACAUUUGUAUGAUUUAUUUGAGAGUGCUAUUAAGAGUGCUUACCCGGAUUUGACAAAUCCUCCUGUUAUAAUAACUCCUGUUUCUGCGAACACACCAAAAUUUGGUGAUUAUCAAUGUAAUAGUGCUAUGCCUAUAGCUCAAUUACUAAAAACUAAAGGAUUAAAAUCAAAUCCUAGAGAAGUGGCUCAAAACAUAAUGAACCAUUUAGGUCAUUCAGUUUUAGUAUCUAAAAGCGAAAUUGCUGGAGCUGGAUUUAUAAACGUUUUUCUGGAAAAAUCAUAUGGUGUAAUGGCUAUAAAUGAAUUGCUUCGUAAUGAAAUAACACCACCAUCAUGUAAGAAGCAACGUGUGUUGGUAGAUUUUUCCUCGCCGAAUAUAGCAAAACAAAUGCACGUUGGUCAUUUAAGAUCAACAAUAAUUGGCGAAUCUAUAUGUCGCCUUUUAGAAUUUUUGGGCCAUGAUGUAAUACGUGUAAACCAUGUGGGCGACUGGGGUACACAAUUUGGUAUGUUAAUAGCCCACUUAGAAGAUCGUUUCCCAAAUUUUACAAAUGAAGUACCACCAAUUAGUGAUUUGCAAGAGUUUUAUAAAGAAUCUAAAAAGAGAUUUGAUGAGGAUGAAGAUUUUAAAAAGAGAGCAUAUAGCAGCGUUGUAAAAUUGCAGAGUGGUGAAAAAAAUUCUAAAAAGGCCUGGACUUUAAUUUGUGACGUAUCGCGAAAAGAAUUUCAAAAAAUAUAUGAUGCAUUGGAUGUAACAAUAAAAGAAUUCGGCGAAUCAUUUUAUCAAAGUAGAAUGGAAAGCAUAGUAAAAUUUCUUGAAAAAGAAGGUUACUUGGAAGAGGAUGAAGGACGAAAGAUCAUGUGGGGUAAUCCUGAAACUAGAGAUGGUAUACCUUUAACUAUAAUAAAAUCAGAUGGUGGUUUCACUUAUGAUACAUCAGAUAUGGCUGCAAUUAAAUACCGUUUAGAAGAAGAAAAAGCUGAUUGGAUAAUUUAUGUUACAGAUUCUGGACAAUCAACUCACUUUAAAAUAAUAUUUGAAUGUGCCGAAAGAGCAAAAAUUUUAGAUUACAAAAAGCAUAGAGUUGAUCAUGUUGGCUUUGGUGUUGUACUUGGAGAAGAUGGAAAAAAAUUCAAAACUCGAUCUGGUGAAACAGUGAAAUUAUCUGAUUUACUGAAUGAAGGUUUAAAAAGAUCAUUGGAUAAGUUAAUAGAAAAAGAGAGAGAUAAGGUUUUAACACCAGAAGAAUUAAAAGCAGCACAAGAGUCUGUUGCUUAUGGUUGUAUUAAAUAUGCUGAUUUAUCACAUAAUCGUAUAAAUGAAUAUGUGUUCUCAUUUGAUAAAAUGUUGGAAGAUCGUGGUAAUACUGCGGUUUAUUUACUAUAUGCAUUUACAAGAAUACGUUCUAUUGCUAGAAAUUGUGGAGAAGAUUUUACAAAUUUAAAGAAAAUCAUGGAAACAGAAAGCAUUUCUGUUGAACAUGAAAAAGAAUGGAAAUUAGUUAAAACAUUACUAAAAUUUCCAGAUGUAAUAUCAAAAAUUACAAAAGAUUUAUUUUUACAUCACCUUUGCGAAUAUGUAUUUGAAAUAAGUACAACAUUCACCGAAUUCUACGAUGUUUGCUAUUGUAUUGAGAAAAAUAAGGAAGGUAAAAUUAUUAAGGUUAAUCGUAGCCGGAUUUUAUUAUGUGAAGCAACUGCUCUUGUAUUAGGAAAAUGCUUUGAUAUAUUGGGUUUGAAACCUGUUGCAAAAAUUUGAAAAGUUCCCGAAAUUUAUUUUUUUUUAUGACAAGAACAAAAAUUAAAUAAAAAUUUGUUAAAAAAUA
Condylostylus longicornis is the source of this 2210-nucleotide messenger RNA. RefSeq names its product probable arginine--tRNA ligase, cytoplasmic (gene ArgRS). The transcript has 5 exons. Gene Ontology annotation, cellular component: cytoplasm. Gene Ontology annotation, biological process: arginyl-tRNA aminoacylation. The record is from RefSeq and is a predicted model, not a curated record. Gene Ontology annotation, molecular function: arginine-tRNA ligase activity; ATP binding. The coding region runs from base 128 to 2143 and encodes 671 amino acids. NCBI's taxonomy places the organism in Eukaryota, Metazoa, Arthropoda, Insecta, Diptera, Dolichopodidae.